GGCUGCUGUUUCACAAGGUCUGGGCACUGAGCUGCCCCUCCUUUCCUCCCUGAAGUUUGCAUGAAGUGCACGUUAGGCUGUAAUUAGGGGAUCUGGGAGGAGAACUUUCCUGGUGACGCUGCUUUGCUUUUCUUCUGCUCUUGGUGAGAAAGUGCCUCCUUCUUCCCAGGACCAGGACCUCUGCCAUCCAGCGCCACAAAGAGACAUUCUGCGCGGCGCAGGCACACACACACACACACACUCACACAAGCACACACACUUACCCAGAGACAAACUUAAGGUGAGAGGAAAGAGCCCUAGCUUCACUUGAUCUCCAGGCUCCAACUUCAGCAGGACUUGAGAGCAUCUGAACUUCUGGAUUUUAGGACAAGUGAAGAAGAUUCUUUGGGCUACAAAGAUGAAGAGUCUACUUCUUCUGGUGCUGAUUUCAAUCUGCUGGGCCGAUCAUCAUUCAGACAACUAUACUGUAGAUCAUGACAGAGUUAUUCACAUCCAAGCAGAAAAUGGCCCCCGUCUACUCGUGGAAGCAGAACAAGCCAAGGUGUUCUCACACAGAGGUGGCAAUGUUACACUGCCAUGUAAAUUUUACCGAGACCCUACAGCACUUGGCUCAGGAACCCACAAAAUCCGAAUUAAGUGGACCAAGCUAACUUCAGAUUACCUCAAGGAAGUGGAUGUUUUUGUUUCCAUGGGAUACCACAAGAAAACCUAUGGAGGCUACCAGGGUAGAGUGUUUCUGAAAGGAGGCAGUGAUAAUGAUGCUUCUCUGGUGAUCACAGACCUUACCCUGGAGGAUUAUGGGAGAUAUAAGUGCGAGGUGAUUGAAGGAUUAGAAGAUGAUACCGCUGUGGUAGCAUUAGAUUUACAAGGUGUGGUAUUUCCUUAUUUUCCACGACUGGGGCGCUACAAUCUCAACUUUCACGAGGCACAGCAGGCUUGUCUGGACCAGGAUGCUGCGAUCGCCUCCUUUGACCAGCUGUACGAUGCCUGGAGGGGUGGGCUGGACUGGUGCAAUGCUGGCUGGCUCAGUGAUGGGUCUGUACAGUAUCCCAUCACAAAACCCAGAGAACCCUGCGGAGGCCAGAACACAGUGCCCGGAGUCAGGAACUACGGGUUUUGGGACAAAGAUAAAAGCAGAUACGAUGUCUUCUGUUUUACAUCCAACUUCAAUGGCCGAUUCUACUACCUGAUCCACCCCACCAAGCUGACCUACGACGAAGCGGUGCAGGCUUGUCUCAAUGAUGGUGCUCAGAUUGCUAAAGUGGGCCAGAUAUUCGCUGCCUGGAAACUUCUGGGAUAUGACCGUUGCGAUGCAGGCUGGUUGGCGGACGGCAGUGUCCGCUACCCCAUCUCUAGGCCAAGAAGGCGCUGCAGUCCUACUGAGGCUGCAGUGCGCUUCAUGGGUUUCCCAGAUAAAAAGCAUAAGCUGUAUGGUGUCUACUGCUUCAGAGCAUACAACUGAGCGUGCCCCUAGAGCACGUCAGUUUUAAAGUCAUUAAGAACAUGUGAAAGGUUUUUUUUUUCAAUAUGAACUCAUGCAAAUUACCAAAACUGUGAUAACCCUUUUUUACUUACUGUAAAGUCAUUUUCAUAAAGACCAAUUCAUUAAUUUGUUUUUGUAAAGUUAUCAUUCAAUAUAUAUUAUAAAUUAAUAUAAUUUUAAGGGAAGCACUACAUAAGGAGGCUUUAGAGCCAAACCGUUUAGGCUACACCAUCCCAACGAAGUAUCCUUUCAAGAUCGGGGCAUGCAAUAGCGUAAGGAUUGCUAGGAUUAAAUUAAAGAAAGUAAAGCUACUCAGAGUAGCAGCUGCCACAAGCACAAAUUUUACACAUUUGUACAAUUUUGAAAUGCACUACAAUAAACAGAUUAGAGCAACAGAUUUGAAAUACAGGCUUCUUUACAUAAACUGAGAUUCUGAGAGGCUGCACAAAACUUAGUUUCACAAGGGAACAAUCUACACUUUUCUAAAAUAUUUCAAAGCUCCAAAAGACAGAAUUAUUUUACUCUUUAAAAUCCUGCCUUUUUGACCAAAAAAAAAAAAAAAUUCUUAUGGACUCCAA
Messenger RNA from Balaenoptera musculus (blue whale), 2061 nucleotides. It is a transcript of the gene HAPLN1, whose product is annotated as hyaluronan and proteoglycan link protein 1. Bases 398 to 1462 code for a protein of 354 amino acids. Lineage: Eukaryota; Metazoa; Chordata; Mammalia; Artiodactyla; Balaenopteridae. Gene Ontology annotation, biological process: cell adhesion. The transcript has 5 exons. The record is from RefSeq and is a predicted model, not a curated record. Gene Ontology annotation, molecular function: hyaluronic acid binding.